UUUGCAAUCUCGAGUUGCAAUUUUUUCCAACAUGGCCUCGACUGGAACGUGUACCCGAUUCAGCGAUGAAUACCAGCUUUACGAGGAGCUCGGCAAAGGCGCUUUCUCGAUCGUCCGCAGAUGCGUGAAGCUGUCAACAGGGCAGGAAUAUGCAGCGAAAAUCAUUAACACCAAAAAGCUGUCUGCUCGAGACCACCAGAAGUUAGAGAGGGAAGCUCGAAUCUGUCGGUUGUUGAAACACUCCAAUAUUGUUCGUCUCCAUGACAGCAUAUCGGAAGAAGGAUUUCACUACCUCGUGUUUGACUUGGUUACUGGAGGAGAGCUAUUUGAAGAUAUUGUAGCCAGAGAAUAUUACAGUGAAGCAGAUGCAAGUCAUUGCAUUCAACAGAUCCUGGAAGCCGUACUGCACUGCCACCAAAUGGGUGUUGUCCAUCGCGAUCUUAAGCCUGAAAAUUUACUCCUAGCCAGUAAAUGCAAAGGAGCUGCUGUGAAACUCGCUGACUUCGGUUUGGCCAUUGAAGUUCAAGGGGAACAACAAGCAUGGUUUGGUUUUGCAGGCACACCUGGCUACCUGUCUCCCGAGGUUCUUCGAAAAGAAGCCUAUGGAAAGCCAGUAGAUAUCUGGGCAUGCGGAGUUAUUCUCUACAUCUUGCUUGUUGGCUAUCCACCUUUCUGGGAUGAAGACCAGCACAAGCUCUAUCAACAGAUCAAAGCUGGUGCUUAUGAUUUUCCUUCUCCUGAGUGGGAUACAGUUACUCCAGAGGCCAAGAAUCUCAUCAAUCAGAUGCUGACAAUUAACCCUGCCAAGCGUAUUACUGCCACUGAGGCACUGAAACACCCCUGGGUCUGUCAACGAUCCACUGUUGCAUCUAUGAUGCACCGCCAAGAAACUGUGGAGUGUUUGAAGAAAUUCAAUGCCAGACGAAAACUCAAGGGUGCCAUCCUCACCACUAUGUUAGCAACACGGAACUUUUCAGUGGGCAGACAGACCACUGCGCCAGCUACAAUGACAGCUGCCGCCAGCGCGACUGUUGGUCUCGUUGAACAAGGUAGACGUGUGCGGGCAGACACUGCAGCCAAAAGUUUAUUAAACAAGAAGGUCGAUGGAGUUAAGAAAAGGAAGUCAAGUUCCAGUGUUCAAUUAAUGCCUCAGAUAAACAGCACCAAAAACAACGUAGUAACCAGUCCUAAAGGAAACAUUCCCUGCCCUGCACUGGAACCACAAACUACUGUCAUCCAUAAUCCUGUGGAUGGGAUAAAGGAAUCUUCUGACAGCAGUAACACGACUAUUGAAGAUGAAGAUGUUAAAGCCAAGGGCGCUGAGAGCAGUGCUGUAAGGAACCAGUCAGGUGCUGGGCCUCAGGCCGAGGUGCUCCAGUCUGCUCACCCUCCGCCUCCUGUACUCUCUGCAAAGUUCACAGAUGUCCUUAACAGUGUACGGAGAGGGUCAGGACCCUUUCCUGACCAUGAGGGGCUCCUGACUCCUGCUGCACAGCCUCCACUGCCUCCUCUCACUCCCUCUUCUAUGCCCACUGCGAAAUUCACAGAUGUUUUAAAGUGUGUGCCACGACAGUCUGCACCUUUUGCUGAAUCUGAGGGUGGCCAAUCUGUUCAGGUACCACCUCUCACUCCCUACAUCUCUAUCCCUUUUGCUAAAGGUAUGGAUCGUGUGUGUGUUAAGAAUCAGUCCAAUGAUUACAAGAGACCCCUCAGCUCACCACCUCCAACUCAAUCUCGCAAGCAAGAAAUCAUCAAGUUAACUGAACAGCUGAUCGAAGCCAUCAACAACGGAGACUUUGAAGCUUAUGCGAAAAUAUGCGACCCAGGACUGACCUCAUUUGAACCUGAAGCUUUGGGUAACCUUGUUGAAGGAAUGGACUUCCACAGAUUUUAUUUCGAGAACUUGUUAUCUAAAAACAGCAAACCCAUCCACACAACUAUUUUGAAUCCUCACGUGCAUCUAAUUGGAGAAGAUGCUGCCUGCAUAGCAUACAUUCGCCUCACCCAGUAUAUAGACAUUCAGGGUAGGCCACGGACAACCCAGUCAGAGGAGACACGGGUUUGGCACCGUCGGGACAGCAAAUGGCAAAAUGUUCACUUCCACUGCUCGGGUUCUCCAGCGGCACCACUCCAGUGAAGAAUUGAAGAGGUUGGCAGAGUUCUGGCCCAAGCAAACAUUCAAGCUGAGCCGCGAUCUGGUGGCCUCUGAAGACCAGCAGUAACAUGCACGUGUCCGCAUGCACAUUAUGCUCCUGGUGGCUGCAUAAUUGUCACGUUCGUGGAACUAUAUGGUGUUUCUUUCAACUGUCUCAAGAUGUAGACAUUAACUUAAAAAAAACAAAAAAAUUUACAAAAUCAAAAAUGGCUACUGUAUAUGUACUUUAUAUAAUUCACAUUUGAUGGCAGUGAUUUGUACAAUUCAUUCAAAACAUUUGCCAAAGCAUGAAGGUUAACAUUUAAUGGUGAUCAUCCUAAUGUUGGAGGGUUAGUGUUCCAUUUUAUAUUUUCUUGUACACUAAAGAUGUGUCACUUAUUCUUUCGGGAACUUAAUUCUGAUGUCCUUACACUUGACUCAGUGAAACCGUACAUGACGCCCCAUCGCAGCCACUAGUACUUCUGGAUGAUAUUAAGGCAGAAGGCAGCCAAUCAAAUUAAGCAGCCAACAGUUAAUUCAAAAAUGGCUUCACAAACAAUUUUUAAAUUGUGGAAAAUAUUAUUUUUGAAACAGUCUUCUGCCAUCAACAACUUGUCUCACAAGGUUGCUUCAAGUAUAUGAAAAAACACAGCGACCUGAUUUUUCAUUUCUUAAACAUUAUGUAUGCUGUAGUGGAGGAAGAAAGGUAGCUCUGUUCAUGGAUUUUUCCUCUGUUCUAUGUGAAAUGUAUUGGUUUGAUAGAACAACCUUUUAUGAAAAAGUGAAUUUAAGAGGUAACAAGUACAUCACUUGAAAUAGCAGUGAUCUGAGAAAAUUGACAAGGCUCGGGCGAACACCUCCCUGAUUCCAUUCUUUUAAAAAGUGAGUGAGUUAACUAUACCAUAUUGAAGUAGCCAGAUCUAACUUGAUGUUCUUUACUGUUUUGUUAUACUGUGCUACCAACUCUAGGAUUUAAAGAAAAACUAUUGCCAUCAGUUAAAACUGUAUAUGCAUUUUUACAAAUGCAUGUUAAAUAUUUAUAGCCAAUAAUUUUUGUGUUUAACUUGCCAUGGGUUCAGAUGAUGUACUGAGCUUUGUUUUCAAAUUACAGAGUCUUGAAUGCGUGUAGUGAUACAAUCUGAUGUCUGAGAUCAGUCUAGCUGGAAGGCCUCUCAGAAAGGCAUGAUCACUUUGUGGUUUCUUUGUUAAACUUGUGUAGAAAAUAGCUUAUUAAAAUAGCCAAAAAAAAUGUUCUUUUGCAUGACAUAAUUAACCCUGUUGGUUUCAAAAGAAGUUGCCCGUGGAGCUCUACAUUUCUCUUACCUUCUCCUUUCUGAGCUUUGUAACAGCAUAAAAUCUUUUUUUGUCUGCUGUGUGUAAUGAAGACCUGGUUUGCAUGCACUUGAUCAACCGCUUAACAAUUUUGUGCAGGGGCUGUGGAAACGCAUUGAGAGGACUCCUCUUAUCGUGUUUUUAUGGAUGUUUUAAAUUAGACAGCUUAGGGAUCUUAAGUGUAAUGAGCUGUGUGUGGAUCUUUUUUUAAUUUUUUUUUACAACGGCUGUGGAACCAUGAAUUAAACAAAUGAGUUGUAUCUCAUUUAAUGCCUCAUGUGGCUUGAAGUGUGGAAGUGCUGAUUUUGCUGGAGAUAUUUUUACGUUUGAAAAUGAUGGACUAUAUUUGCUUUUUACACAGCAACUUGCCUGAAUAUGAAAUGUGAUUUUUUUUUAAUUAUUCAAGUUCUCUGCAGCUGAAAUUCUGUCAGGUCUGGUUUAUAUGAGGACAAAAAAAUAAUAUGUUACAGGAUGUGGUCUAUGUGUUCCUCUCACCAUUUAAAAUUGU
Hemiscyllium ocellatum (epaulette shark) is the source of this 3974-nucleotide messenger RNA. Its product is annotated as calcium/calmodulin-dependent protein kinase type II subunit beta. The transcript has 26 exons. The record is from RefSeq and is a predicted model, not a curated record. The coding region runs from base 32 to 2137 and encodes 701 amino acids. NCBI's taxonomy places the organism in Eukaryota, Metazoa, Chordata, Chondrichthyes, Orectolobiformes, Hemiscylliidae. Gene Ontology annotation, cellular component: cytoplasm; neuron projection. Gene Ontology annotation, molecular function: ATP binding; calmodulin binding; calcium/calmodulin-dependent protein kinase activity. Gene Ontology annotation, biological process: protein phosphorylation.